Messenger RNA from Apis laboriosa (Himalayan honeybee), 1832 nucleotides. RefSeq lists its product as uncharacterized. The coding region runs from base 331 to 1665 and encodes 444 amino acids. The transcript is spliced from 3 exons. The record is from RefSeq and is a predicted model, not a curated record. NCBI's taxonomy places the organism in Eukaryota, Metazoa, Arthropoda, Insecta, Hymenoptera, Apidae.
GUCAUUCACAUUCGGGAGUUUUAAAAUCCCAAUAUGGAUAAAAUUUUAAUAUUAUCUGUUAAAUUAUGAAACUUACUUGUUUACUAACACAAAUUCCGGUAAAAAUUUUUUAAUUAAUAAUAGUUUUAUAUAUCUUUGAGGAUUCAGUGGAAAUAUAACAGUGGAAAUAGAAACCUAACCUUUUGUCAUUGAUAAAAUUAAUAAUUUUCUCAAUAAUUAUGCCAAUAAACGUUAAUGUAAACCUUUAAUUGAUAAUGAAUAAAAUGUAACCCUAAUGAGGUUAAUUGUGUACGUGAGAAAGUACAUACUCCGUACAAUCCAACAAAAGCAAUGUCGGAGACUGAUUUUGUAUAUGUACAUCCUAACAAAUCUAAUCGAUAUAAUAGCGGAGAAAAAUAUGAGUUCAAACGUACACAAACGCGAAAUUUAUCCCAAUGCAAUUCAAUAGAACCAUUGGAAAGAAAUAAUUUUCGAAAAAAUCGAGAAAAUGAGAGAAAAUAUCUGGAAAAAGUGAAAGUAGAAAGACAGUUAGCUGCUAUCAAUGCGAAAAAAAAAUCUUGCGAUUCAGAAGAAGAAGAAGAAAGAAAUACUUUUCGAAAAAAUCUAGAAAAUGAGAGAAAAUAUCUGGAAAAAAUGAAAGUAGAAAGACAGUUAGCUGCUAUCAAUGCGAAAAAAAAACCUUGCGAUUCAGAAGAAGAAGAAGAAAGAAAUAAUUUUCGAAGAAAUCGAGAAAAUGAAAGAAAAUAUCUAGAAAAACUGAAAACAGAAAGACAGUUUGCUGCUAUCAAUUCGAAAAAAAAACCUUGCGAUUCAGAAGAAGAAGAAGAAAGAAAUACAUUUCGAAAGAAUCUAGAAAAUGAGAGAAAAUAUCUAGAAAAACUGAAAGAAAAACAGUUGGCUAUCAAAAAAAAACCUUGCGACGAAAUUGAAGAAGAAGAUGAAAGAGUUAGUACUUCAUGGUUCUAUCAAUGUUGUAGGAGAAGGAAAUUACCUGUGAAAAAAGCCCCUCGUAGAAGAAAGCCAACUUUCUGGCAACGCGUCAGAGGAAAAUUUAGAAAGAAAAGGGUAAAGAAAGCCACUUUCGAAGAUGAUGAUGAGAAAAUCAAACGGAAAAAGAAAAAAGAGAAGCCCGAAUAUGAAAUUGACAAGCCAGAUAAAAUCGAAGAUGUACCUCCUGAAACUAAGGAAAUAGAUUUCACGAAAAGCUGUUGUUAUUUAUGCGCGAAAAAUACGAUGGCAAUCGCGGCAGCACUUUCCAAAGGUGAAAAAUUUCACAUAUCUAUACAAGCAUCGACAAAAGAAAUAGCAACUUCGGACAAAAGCUGCAGUCCAACUAUAUAUGUCAGAACUGUACAAUCAUCCGUUAAGGUAAGAACGCGCGAUAUAGGGACUUCGUUCCCUGAGAAGAAAAAAGAUAAGAAAAUAAAAAAAGUAAAGCCAAAAUUUAAAAUUCCGAAGAGGCUCCAGGCUAUGAUCCCAAAAUUAAGAUUUCCCAUGUAUCCAAAAGUACAAACGGUUGCUUGUGAAACAGAUAAAUCGAUGAUACCACAAUGUAGGGCAAGACAAGGAAUCAACUGCGUAACGGAAGCCAAAGUAGCAAAUAUGCAAGCAAAACUGAAAGCUGAUAAACUUAACCAAAAUUGUACAAAUAAGAAUUUUGUAUAAAUUAUUUAACGCUAUAGUUUCUUUUAAUCGUUUUUGAUAUAUACAGUUCAGUACUUUGAUAUUCAGUUUAACAGAAUAUUUUAUGUGAAUAAUUUAUUGCAUCAGAGUUAUACGAUGUAAUAUGUCCAUUCAAUAUAAAUGAAAUAAAUUUAUAUGAAGUUAAUAAA